Drosophila eugracilis is the source of this 2768-nucleotide messenger RNA. RefSeq names its product peroxisomal acyl-coenzyme A oxidase 3. Gene Ontology annotation, biological process: fatty acid beta-oxidation using acyl-CoA oxidase; lipid homeostasis. Lineage: Eukaryota; Metazoa; Arthropoda; Insecta; Diptera; Drosophilidae. The transcript is spliced from 6 exons. Gene Ontology annotation, molecular function: FAD binding; pristanoyl-CoA oxidase activity; fatty acid binding. Bases 153 to 2231 code for a protein of 692 amino acids. The record is from RefSeq and is a predicted model, not a curated record. Gene Ontology annotation, cellular component: peroxisome.
UUGGCCGUGUCGGUUCGUAGUUUCCCCAAUUCUCCAGUAUUCCGCUUCCCGAUUCUCAAUUCUCUCGCGGUCGUGUGCCGGUUGUUGUUGUUCUCGGUUCUCUUUGAAAUUCCGCUUUCGUGGGUGUAAAUCAAAUCAAAUAAAAUCACACAAUGGCCAGCGAGGACACGAGCUUCAUUCCCGAUCUUCCCAACGGCGGUCCCUUGGCCGUAUACCGAAAGAGGGCCAAUUUCGACUGGAAACGAUUGCGCCUGAUUUUUGAAAAGGAACAGGGAUUGCGUAUUAAGUACAAAGUCUGGCGCUGCCUGGAAAAUGAUCCCCUUUUUGCCCACUCCUCCCGAACGCUGCCAAUGGACGAGCAGAAGCGCCUUUGCGCCAUGCAGGUGAAUCGCAUGAAGCACUUGGAUUUGGUGCCCAAGGAGAUCGAAAAAUUGAGUUUCUCUGCAAAGACCAAGUACUUGAUGUACAUCAACGAGGCAUUGGCCUGCUAUUCACCCAGCUUAUCGGUGAAGAUUGCUUUGGGCGUGGGUUUAUUCAACAAUGCCAUUCGUGCCAUGGGCACUGAAAAGCACACAAAAUAUAUCGAGGCUGCUUGGAAUCGGGAAGUGAUCACCUGUCUGGCCAUCACGGAGCUUUCGCAUGGCAGUAAUACGAAGAGCAUUCGGACGACGGCCACCUAUGAUCCCAAUACCCAGGAGUUUGUGAUCAACACUCCCGACUUUGAGGCCGCUAAAUGUUGGGUGGGAAACCUGGGUAAAACUGCCACUGUGGCCAUGACUUUUGCCAAUCUCUACACAGCUGAUGGUGAGAAUCAUGGGCUUCAUGGUUUCCUGAUUCCCAUUCGUGAUCCCAACACACUGCUUUCGUAUCCCGGAGUCCUGGUUGGCGAUAUUGGAGAGAAGUCUGGUCUGAAUGGCAUUGACAAUGGCUUUGUGGUGUUCACCAACUAUCGCAUUCCCCGCGACAAUCUCCUCAACCGCACCAGUGACGUAACGCCGGAAGGGGUUUACGAAAGUGUAUUUACCGAACCAGGCAAGGUUCUUGGAGCAGCACUCGAAAGCUUCUCCGCCGGACGCAUAGGCAUAAUGCAGGAAUCGGCUAAUACCUUGUGUAGUGCCGCCGUAAUCGCUGUUCGUUAUGCCGCCGUGCGAAAGCAAUUUGGCCCAGAGCGACAAGGCGAGGAGAUGGCCAUCUUGGAGUACCAACUGCAUCAAUAUCGCAUCUUCCCCUAUCUGGCAGCUGCCUGCGUCCAAAAGAUCGCCACUGAAGAGCUGACCAACACGUACAUGGAGAUCAUAGCCCGUUCCCAGGCGGAUUCCAAUGGUUUUGAUAUUUUGACUCAGAAUGCUGCGGAGAUCCAUGCCUUGAUCUCUUCUUCGAAGCCUUUGAUAACUUGGUCAGCUCGGGAUGCCAUCCAGGAAGCUCGUGAGGCUUGUGGUGGUCAUGGCUAUUUGGCAGCGGCUAAACUUGGUAAGAUGCGCACUGAUCAUGAUCCCCUGUGUACCUACGAGGGCGAUAACAAUGUGCUGGGACAACAGGCUUCCAACUGGUUGCUUCGCCAGUGGAGCGCCAAGCAACUGGAGACGCCCAUUGGCAGUGUGAAGUUCCUGGAGCAACGAAAGGAAUUGCUUGCCCUUAAUUAUGCAUCCUUGGUGCAGAAGACUCCGAUAACCAGUUGGCAAUUCUCCCUCAGGUGCUACGAGUGGCUGUUGUGCCAUUUGAUGGCUCAAACCACAGAUCACAUCAACGGCCAGUUGGCAGCGGGAAACAGUCGCUUUGAGGCCAGAAACAACUCCCAGGUGGCCGGAGCUCGGGAGUUGUCUUUAGCCUAUGCAGAGUACUAUGCCCUGACGAGCUAUGUGGAUCAUGUUAGUAAACUAAAAGUGGAGGCCACAUAUGCCUCAGUGCUUCGGCUGCUGUUCGAUGUCUAUGCCAUGUGGCUGCUGGAGAAGCAUAUGACCAGCUUUUAUGUGGGUGGCUUUGCUAGUCGGGAUUUCUCGGCUGCAGUGCGUCAUCUGCUAUUGGAUAGUUGCCUCAAACUGAAGGAUAUGGCUGUGAGCAUAGCAGAUGCCAUUUCGCCACCCGAUUUUGCCCUGAAUUCGGUUAUUGCCCGGGCCGAUGGUCUGCUUUAUGAGAAUUUGCAAAAUGAAUUUAUGACCAAUGAGGGGGCCUUCCAACGGCCCUCCUGGUGGCGUGAUGUCAUUCUACCGAGGGCUCAAUCAAAACUUUAAGGAUUCCCACCGAGUUGUCCAGGAGACGAGGAUGAAGACAAGUGCCUGACUUGGAAACUGAAGCGUUCGGCUGGCGCGAAGCAAACCAAGUUUAAUUCUAAUUGUUGUUGCCUCAAUGGUGAUCAGGUAUUAUGGCAAGCUACAUUCGCAACGAUCCUAGUAAAACGUUUUUUUUAUCAUAUACCAACUAUAUCAUACAUUCGAGUAUUGUAAGAUGAAAUCUGUUACUAGUUUACGUUAAAAUGAGUUAAAGUGAAAUGUAUAAAAUGAGUUAAAUAAAAUGUAAAAGAAAAACAGAUAAAGGUUUCAAUGUUACUUUUCCUAAAAAGGUGUCUAGAGUUAAUAAAAUUGUUUUUAAAUAAAGUAAAAAGAGGUAGUUAAAGAUGAAAAUGCAAUUAGUAAGCUUGAAUAAGAAAGUGACACAAACCUAAAUACUUUUUUGCAAUGUUAAAAAGUUGAUGAUUUUCUUUAAGCUUUUUUAGCUCAUACUAAAAAAGAUAGUAUAUUGACCUAAAAGUUAUAUCAGAAAGAAGAAAC